AUGUCUGCUGCCAAUCGUGGUCGCGCGCCAGCGAGCAGCAGGAAGCGUGGCAGAGACGCCGAAGACGAUGCCCCUUCUUCUGCUGCUGCACCGCCAUCAAGUCCCCCCGCUUCCUCCCCACCGGUGUUUCCUCAAGGCGACGAUGUAGACGACGGAGACAACCUGGACCCUGAAGACGAACUCAUUGGCGACAUUGACGAUGUAGACGAAAUGGCCGAGGACGAUGCAGGCAUUGACCUCUUCGGCGACAACUUCGACCGUGACUAUGACAGAGCGGAAGAUAGAGGAUAUGCUGGAGCUGAUAUUGACGACGACGGCGACUAUGACGAGCUCGACAUUGCAGCACGAAGACAACUCGAUGCACGACUCAAUCGGAGAGAUCGCGAGCUGGCGCGUAGAAUGCCCGCUGCGUUCUUGCCAGACGAGGAGGAGGAUGUUAUGGACCUCACGCGACAGCCUCGCAGACGCAGACACAGAUAUGACGAAGACCAGGAAGACGAGAUGAUGCAUGACGAUAUCAUGAAUGAAGAGCUAUCGCUGGAAGCCUUGGCUGAUGUCAAGGCCGCAUCGCUAACAGACUGGGUGGCACAGCCGGCUGUGCACAAGACAAUCGCUCGCGAAUUCAAGGCCUUCUUGACUGAAUAUACCGACAGCACAGGCACUUCUGUAUACGGCCUCAGAAUACGAACACUUGGCGAGGUAAACGCUGAAAGCUUGGAAGUCUGCUGGGAUCAUCUAUCCGAGUCGAAGCCAACACUUGCAUAUUUCUUGGUCAACGUGCCGACCGAGAUCUUGCCCAUCUUCGACGCUGUGGCAUUGGAAGUCGCACUCUACCAUUACCCUGACUAUGAGCGUAUUCAUAGCGAGCUGCACGUCCGCAUCACAGAUUUACCGGUCUCGUACACGCUUCGCCAACUUCGUCAAUCGCAUCUCAACUGUUUAUUGCGAGUGAGUGGCGUGGUUACUCGCCGUACUGGUGUCUUUCCACAACUGAAGUAUAUUAAGUUCGACUGCACCAAAUGCGGCAUCACUCUUGGUCCCUUCCCACAAGACAGCAACGCAGAAGUCAAACUCAGCUACUGCCAGAACUGUCAGUCUCGCGGUCCUUUCACGGUCAACAGCGAGAAGACAGUCUACCGCAACUACCAGAAGCUCACACUACAAGAGUCGCCCGGCACUGUUCCAGCUGGCCGCUUGCCACGACAUCGGGAGGUCAUCUUGCUAUGGGAUCUCAUCGACUCAGCCAAGCCCGGCGAAGAAGUCGAGAUCACCGGCGUCUACCGCAAUAACUACGACGCCCAACUCAACAAUAAAAACGGUUUCCCAGUCUUUGCCACCAUCCUCGAAGCAAACCACGUCGUCAAAUCCCACGACCAACUCGCCGGCUUCCGCCUGACGGAAGCCGACGAACGCGAAAUCCGCGCCCUCUCUCGCGACCCGAAAAUUGUCGAGAAAGUCGUCGCCUCCAUCGCUCCCUCGAUCUACGGCCACGAUGACAUCAAAACCGCCGUCGCCCUCUCCCUUUUCGGCGGCGUGAGCAAAGUGGCUCAGGGCAAACACAGUAUCCGCGGCGAUAUCAACAUCCUCCUACUCGGCGACCCCGGGACAGCAAAGUCUCAAGUCCUGAAGUACAUCGAGAACACCGCUCACCGCGCCGUCUUUGCCACGGGUCAGGGUGCUUCGGCUGUCGGUCUCACAGCUAGCGUCCGUCGGGAUCCCAUGACGGCUGAGUGGACGCUUGAAGGUGGUGCGCUGGUGUUGGCGGAUCGAGGUGUUUGUCUUAUUGAUGAGUUUGACAAGAUGAACGAUCAGGACCGAACGAGUAUCCAUGAGGCUAUGGAGCAGCAGACGAUUUCGAUCUCAAAGGCUGGUAUUGUCACCACGUUACAAGCACGGUGUGCGGUCAUUGCAGCCGCAAAUCCGAUCGGUGGACGAUACAACGCCACAGUGCCUUUCAGCCAGAACGUGGAGCUCACGGAGCCGAUUUUGUCACGUUUCGAUAUCCUGUGUGUGGUGCGAGAUACUGUCGACCCGGUAGAGGAUGAAAGACUGGCGAAUUUCGUGGUCAACAGCCAUGGUCGUGCUCAUCCUGUUAUGAGUUCAGCGUUGGGAGCGCAAACACAGACCACGGCCGCCGCGACAGAGAAUGGAGAAAGUCAAAUGGACGUGGAUGGCGAGGGUCUGCAGAGUCAGAGUGCGAAGCCGACUUCUCCCAUCCCACAAGAGCUAUUGAGAAAGUAUAUCCUCUACGCACGAGAACACUGCCGACCGAAGCUCUACCAGAUUGAUCAGGACAAGAUUGCUCGGUUGUUCGCGGAUAUGCGGCGGGAGUCGCUUGCUACGGGUGCUUAUCCUAUUACUGUCCGCCAUCUUGAAUCCAUCCUCCGCACCAGCGAAUCCUUCGCCAAAAUGCGGUUAUCCGAGUACUGCCACAGUGGCGACAUUGACCGUGCCAUCGCUGUCGCAGUCGACUCGUUUGUCGGCAGUCAGAAGGUGUCGUGUAAGAAGGCGUUGGCGAGGGCUUUUGCCAAGUAUACUCUUAAGCGUCCUGGUGCUGUCAGGGGUAGUGGUGCUGCUGGUGCUGGUGGACGGGCUGGGAGGGCGAGGGAGGUGGGUGUCCGUGCUUGA
Molecule: messenger RNA, 2628 nt
Organism: Recurvomyces mirabilis
Lineage: Eukaryota; Fungi; Ascomycota; Dothideomycetes; Mycosphaerellales; Teratosphaeriaceae
Gene: MCM2
Product: MCM DNA helicase complex subunit
Exons: 3
Coding region: 1-2628 (875 amino acids)
Biological process (GO): mitotic DNA replication initiation; double-strand break repair via break-induced replication; DNA replication
Cellular component (GO): nucleus; MCM complex
Molecular function (GO): 3'-5' DNA helicase activity; single-stranded DNA helicase activity; single-stranded DNA binding
Source: RefSeq, a predicted model, not a curated record